Silurus meridionalis is the source of this 902-nucleotide messenger RNA. RefSeq names its product SNU13 homolog, small nuclear ribonucleoprotein b (U4/U6.U5) (gene snu13b). The coding region runs from base 205 to 591 and encodes 128 amino acids. Gene Ontology annotation, molecular function: RNA binding. Gene Ontology annotation, biological process: maturation of SSU-rRNA; ribosome biogenesis; mRNA splicing, via spliceosome. NCBI's taxonomy places the organism in Eukaryota, Metazoa, Chordata, Actinopteri, Siluriformes, Siluridae. The transcript is spliced from 3 exons. Gene Ontology annotation, cellular component: nucleolus; U4/U6 x U5 tri-snRNP complex; small-subunit processome. The record is from RefSeq and is a predicted model, not a curated record.
GCAUGCGCAGUGCUUUUUUUUCCUUCUCAAAACACGUGUUGCGUUAGACAGUAAGUCGGUACGUUGUGCUUUGGCGGUAGUUUUGCAAUUCAGUGUAUAGUUUGGGGUUUUUUUGUACCUGAAGCUUUUUCUUCAAGCCUGUAAAGUGUUUUGUCCUCCGUGAAGCCUUUGCCGAGAGGACCUGAUCUCCAGAUCUUUGAAAUCAUGACUGAAGCUGAAGUCAAUCCCAAGGCCUACCCUUUGGCUGAUGCCACUUUGAGCAAAACUAUCCUGGACCUGGUGCAGCAGGCAUCCAACUACAAGCAGCUGCGCAAAGGAGCAAACGAGGCCACUAAAACACUGAACCGUGGAAUAUCGGAGUUCAUCGUCAUGGCUGCUGACGCCGAACCACUAGAGAUUAUUCUACACCUCCCGUUGCUGUGCGAGGACAAAAACGUGCCUUACGUCUUUGUGAGGUCCAAGCAGGCCCUCGGACGAGCUUGCGGCGUGUCGAGGCCGGUUAUCGCCACGUCGGUCACCAUUAAGGAGGGAUCACAGCUGAAACCUCAGAUCCAGUCGGUUCAGAUGGCGAUCGAGAGACUUUUGGUUUGAGUCUGUUUUUUUUUUUUUUUUUUUUACUUCAGUGAAUUUUUUUUUAUGGUUUUUCGUCUGUUUUCCUUUUAUAGUCCUCGCGAUUAAGAAGACGAUUUAAAAGAGGUUAAAUUGGUAUGCAAAUAUAGUUUUCUAAAAAUAAAUAGCGUUAAAUAAAUAACCAAUGUUAGUUUUUUUUGUAGUUUGAUUUGUUACAUUGCUGAAUUAUGUGUUGCAUUUACCUUUACGUUGAUUCUUUAGAGGUUUUUUUUUUUGUACAACCUUUUAUUCUGGGGACUUCAUUAUGCAACAAUAAAUUUUAGAAAGUGUGA